AUGAGAAAAAUUGUACGACGAUUGAAUAAAAUUGAUCAUUUACCAAUUUCUUCAGCGUCCGAAAGUAUAAAUCAAUGGGUUGAAAAUACAAAGAACGGUAUACAAGACAGUAUCAAUCGGAUCUUUCCUAAAUCAGAUUGGCAACAAGCGGUUCGUAUGAAUGAGAUCCGAAAUGAAGAUUUGUCAAUGGAGAAUUUCCAUUUGAACAAUACAAGAAUUUGUAAACAUUUAUGUAGAGAUCUAAAAGCAUAUCUGGAUGGUAGUGCCGUACAAGAAGCAUUGGAAACAGGCGUAGACACGAAUGGUCACUACGGUGAUUCAUCUCAAAAUACUAAAAACGUCGAUUAUAUACCUUCUCUUGAGAAAAUAUGCGUGGAUACCCAUCUAAAACAAUGGAUCAAUCAUGGCGAACUAGCUGGACAGUAUCAAAAUGCAGCACUGACGCAUUAUGGUUCAACAGAUCCCGUCGGCUAUAGCCGAUUUAUCCUAACAUCGUUGACAAUUAUUCGCUUCAUGCACCAUAAACUAUGCGAGGACAACAUAUUAAAACGAUUGAAUGCACAUUCGAUUCGAAUUUUUGGUGUUACCAAAUCGAAACGAUAUGACAUUAAACAUGUCAAUGCAUUUGGUGUUUACUAUGCUGCCGAGAUUGAUAAACAAAACAAGAUACAGGAAGUUCAACAAGCGAAACAGCGAUAUACACAUCUUAUGGACUCUAUACGCGGUCUGUCUUGCGCAUGCACUUAUUCAUACGGUUACCGCACCAAAUUUCAACGCGACAGCGCAUUAGCUGUCAUCUUCGAACCACAAAUGCCGAGUGAAAUUCGAUGUUAUAGAGAACUUUUUUGGCAAUUUCUUAAUCGGCCUAAGCUCAAUCCAAGCAGUAUGAUACAUAGAUGGUUAAAUGCUUCUCCUCAUGGAACGAAAUUGAGUCCAUACUACCAUGGUCCAGAGAAGUGGUUAGCUCAACAGCCAUUGAAGGUUUUUUUAUUCGAAAAUCGUUUAGAGGUGCGCAUCUCUCCUACACAACCAAUUGAAAUCGAAAAGGAGCACCGCAUGUUAACUCCUCAGCUCAACCACUCCGAUUACAAACAAUUACAAUUUGCUAUAGACAGCACAGGAUUUAUUGAAAAUGAUGUCAUUGCGAAAUUAUCCGAUUGUUCAUUAGAAAUUCAAUCUAAAGAAUUUGUUGAAUUUGGCUCAUUUUGA
Molecule: messenger RNA, 1209 nt
Organism: Adineta ricciae
Lineage: Eukaryota; Metazoa; Rotifera; Eurotatoria; Adinetida; Adinetidae
Source: the annotation of a GenBank genome assembly